AUGUAUACCCAUGUGGUGCGUGUGAACAAGGAGAGUGAGUAUCGAUUCGAGACGGGCGAGACGGCGGUGACGGUGACGGUGCGGUCGGGCCACGCCGAGGUGUUUGGCGCAGAGGCUGCGGUGGGCGCCUCGUAUGUCUUUGCCCCGCAUACAAAGGCGGCAUUCUUCACCUGGCAUGGGGCUGAGCUGGCGGUGGUGGGCGAGCCAGAGUCGGGCUAUGUGGCGGGUGAGACGCCCAUGCCUACCUACGCUAAUGUUCACGGCGCCCUGCAGACGCUGCGUGGCGAGGCAAGCACAAAGGCGGAGCUGACUGGGCCGGUGGUGGUGGUGGCCGGGCCGACAGACGUGGGCAAGUCGUCGCUGUGUAAGAUCCUGGUCAACUUCGCCAUCCGCGAAGGCGCCGCCCCGCUGUUUGUCGACCUCGACGUGGGCCAGGGCGGGAUCACCGUGCCGGGCAUGCUCGGCGCCCUCAUCCUGGAGCGCCCGUUCGAGAUCGAGACCGGGGCGCCCGACGGCUCGCCGCCGUUGGUCUACUUUUACGGCCACGCAUCGCCCGGCGCCAACGCGGCGUUCUUUGAGCGCAUGUUGGACAAGGUGGCCGGCGAGGCGCGCGAGCUGUUUGCGCUCAACGACGAGGUCCGCGCUGCUGGGGCGGUCAUCAACACCUGCGGUUGGAUCGAGGGCGACGGACUUCGGCUGCUCAAGGAGACGAUUGCCAAGUUCCAGGCCGACAUUGUGCUUGUUCUCGAUUCUGACCGGCUGACGCAAGAGCUGACAUCGACGUUCAAGGACACGCCGUCGACCACGGUGGUCAAGCUGGCCAAGUCUGGCGGCGUGGUGACGCGAUCGGCGACGUUCCGGCGGUCGGCAAGGUCUAGCAAGAUGAAAGACUAUUUUUAUGGCCCGCACCGCGACCUUGCGCCGGCGGCCACGACCAUCUACUUUCGCGACGUUCAGAUCUACCGGGUCGGCGCCGACGAGGUUGCGCCGCUUUCGGCGCUGCCGAUCGGCGUCGAGGCCGCUGCCGAGCCCGUCGUCGUUUCCAAGGUUACGCCGUCGAACGAGCUGCGCUCGUGCAUCCUGGCGGUCUCAUAUGCCCAAAGCGAAGACGAGCUGCUCGACGCUAAUAUUGCCGGCUUCCUCCACGUCCAGGACGUGCAAGUCGACAAGGCCAAGAUGAUGGUCCUCGCUCCGAGCCAGGGCGAACUCCCAGGCCAGUUCCUCCUCGUCUCUGACGUUCAGUGGUUUGCCGACUAAAAUGUAUCGUUGAAUCAGGUAGA
Molecule: messenger RNA, 1280 nt
Organism: Thecamonas trahens ATCC 50062
Lineage: Eukaryota; Apusomonadida; Apusomonadidae
Product: mRNA cleavage and polyadenylation factor complex
Exons: 2
Coding region: 1-1257 (418 amino acids)
Biological process (GO): tRNA splicing, via endonucleolytic cleavage and ligation
Cellular component (GO): nucleus; mRNA cleavage factor complex
Molecular function (GO): polynucleotide 5'-hydroxyl-kinase activity
Source: RefSeq, a predicted model, not a curated record